Molecule: messenger RNA, 2967 nt
Organism: Argentina anserina (silverweed cinquefoil)
Lineage: Eukaryota; Viridiplantae; Streptophyta; Magnoliopsida; Rosales; Rosaceae
Product: protein-tyrosine-phosphatase MKP1
Exons: 3
Coding region: 318-2867 (849 amino acids)
Biological process (GO): protein dephosphorylation
Molecular function (GO): protein tyrosine/serine/threonine phosphatase activity
Source: RefSeq, a predicted model, not a curated record
CCUCCUUCCCUCCUCUGCUUCGCUUCGUCUUCUUCCUCUCUCUCUCUCUCUCUCUCUCUAAAACCCCCCAAAUACUUCUCAUUCCCAGCUCUGCUUCCGCGUUUGGCACACUUAAGGGUUUCUGCUGUACCAAUCUUGUGAUGUAGCUGAUGCUUGAUCUGAUAAGGGUGUUUAGAAUUUCUCACAUUCUUGGUGAUUGAAAGUUUAACUGUGUUGGCUUUGAUUGGAGCAUAGAAUAGUGAGAAAUGGAAAUGAAGUAGGGGGGAUUUUAGUUUUGAAAGGUAGCUGGGUGUUUGCAGUGAGAAUUUCAGCUGGGAAUGGUGGAUAGUGAGGAUGUUGCGGCUACUUCUCGGGCUCCUGUCCCGCUUUCCAGCUCCCGGAAAAUGUUCUGGCGAUCGGCUUCGUGGUCUGCUUCCAGGACCGCUGCGCACAACCCUGAGGGUGAGGAGAAGGACCUGUUGGAUCCAAAUGCGGCUGCAGGGAACAGUAACGGGCAGAGUCACCGAAGGUUUCCUGUUCCACUGACGCCGCGAUCUCAGCAGAGUAGCAAGGCGAGGUCUGGUUUGCCACCGUUGCAGUUGCCUAUUGCUAGGCGGAGUUUGGAUGAGUGGCCCAAGGCAGGCUCGGAUGAUAUUGGUGAGUGGCCGCAGCCUCCUACUCCGAGUGGGAGAGGAGGUGGGGAGAGGUUGAAACUUGAUUUGUCAACCAUUCAGAACAACCCGGCUAAGAAUGGUGGGCUUGUGAGGAGAGAUAAGAUUGCUUUCUUUGAUAAGGAGUGUUCGAAAGUGGCUCAACACAUUUAUCUUGGUGGGGAUGCUGUUGCGAAGGACAGAGACAUUCUUAAGCAGAAUGGGAUAACCCAUGUUCUGAACUGCGUGGGUUUUGUUUGUCCCGAGUAUUUCAAGGCUGAUUUUGUGUAUAGAACUUUAUGGCUGCAGGAUAGUCCUACGGAGGAUAUUACUAGUAUUCUAUAUGAUGUUUUUGAUUACUUUGAAGAUGUUAGAGAACAAGGUGGAAGGGUUUUUGUUCAUUGUUGUCAAGGGGUGUCUCGGUCCACAUCGUUGGUGAUUGCUUAUCUUAUGUGGAGGGAAGGACAAAGUUUUGAUGAUGCAUUUCAGUAUGUGAAAGCUGCUAGAGGUAUUGCCGAUCCAAAUAUGGGCUUUGCUUGUCAGUUAUUACAGUGUCAGAAAAGAGUUAAUGCUUUCCCGCUUAGCCCAAGUUCACUAUUGAGGAUAUACAGAAUCGCUCCACAUUCACCAUAUGAUCCAUUGCAUCUCGUGCCCAAAAUGCUGAAUAGUCCCUCACCUUCUGCUCUGGAUUCUAGAGGUGCUUUUAUUGUUCAUAUACCAUCUGCAAUCUAUCUUUGGAUUGGUAGGAAUUGUGAGCUUAUCAUGGAAAGGGAUGCAAGAGGGGCUGUUUGUCAGAUUGUUCGGUAUGAGAGAGUGCAAGGCCCAAUAACAGUAAUCAAGGAAGGGGAAGAGCCUGCUUACUUUUGGGAUGCUUUCUCAAGCCUUUUACCCUUGAUGGAGAAAUCUGUCAAUGGUGUAGAGGUUGGGGAGUCAAAAGAUAAGAUUCGCCCGGGUGAAAGGAAGUCAGACUCAUAUAAUAUUGAUUUCGAAAUUUUCCAGAAAGCUAUUAUGGGAGGUUUUGUACCUCCAUUUGCAUCCUCAGAAAAUGAACAUGAAACUCAUCUUCCUGCUAGAGAGAGCAGCUGGAGUGCACUCAGGCGUAAGUUUGCCUCAGGAAACAUGAAGGAGUUUGUCUCAGCACCCCGGUUAUCUCUCACCAGGGUCUAUUCAGAUUCCAUGAUGUUUCUUCAGUCCGCUAAAAGUUCUAUAUCACCUUCAUCAGCACACUCUUCAUCCUCAUCAUCAUCUUCUUUCUCACCACCAUAUCUGUCACCAGAUUCCAUCUCUUCUGAUUCAAGCACUAGUUCAAAGUACUUUUCCGAAUCCUCUCUGGAUUCUCCAUGUGCGGGAUCCCGUUCCCUUCCGGUCUCAUCAACAUUGACAAAUUGCUCUGACUUGUCUCUCCACUCCUGUAGAUCUUCUAAUCGACCCAUGUCUAACAGUCCAGAAAAAGUUGUUUCCAAUUUAAGUUCACAGGCAAGUUCUCGGUCAACCCCAAUACCUUCUAAAAAGUUGUCAUCCUCACUCGCCGAGCGUAGAGGCAGCUUGUCAAAAUCUCUCAAGUUACCUAUGAUGAGUUUGAAUACUUCCUCAAAAUCUAUUCCUAGUGAAGAAGAUGGUGUUGGAAUAACAGAUAGUGCUAGUUCUGUACAUGGCAAGAACAAUGUUGGCAAUGUCUUAGAGUCGAUGGUUGGUGUUGAAAGUGGCUGGGAUGGUUCAACACCACAAUGCAACAUAGUGCUGGGUAAGGCAGAUAGUAUCGACUCAUGCCAAAGGGAAGAUUCUCUUAUCAAACACAGUCCUGAACCUUGGAGAAAUUCCCUUCCUGGAGAAGCUGCAGAAUCCUCUGCCUCAAAUAAGAUGGGGGCAAGUUGUACUGUGCGAUCUAAUUCAAUGCAACCUUUUGUAUGCUGCUGGCCCAGUUUAGAGAAGAUGGCAACAUUUGGUGUGAGUGAACUAGAUUCUAAAGCUGUGUUUGCUAUUUUCUCACCAAAUAGAGACUCAAGUAAAAGUGAAGGCAUGAUUUUGUAUCUAUGGGUAGGAAGGUUCUUUGACAAUGGUAAUAAUCAGAUUCAAUUAGAAAGUGACAAAACCAGAAGUGAUAAAGAAGACAUUGACUGGCACCAAGUUGGUUCUGAUGUUCUCAUCCAGACAGGUCUGCCAAAGGACACAAUCAUUAAGAUUGUUAAAGAAAAUGAAGAACCGGUGGAAUUUUUUGCGUUAUUGAGUCCGUUGUAGCGCCAAUGCAAAAAUCAUAAUUUUCUUGUACAUUCAAUCAUAUGAGGAUCAAAUCCUGACUGCCUCUUCUGGCCAAGCAAUUUACAUUGAACUUUCCAUA